Fukomys damarensis (Damara mole-rat) is the source of this 988-nucleotide messenger RNA. RefSeq lists its product as uncharacterized. The transcript has 3 exons. The record is from RefSeq and is a predicted model, not a curated record. The coding region runs from base 236 to 988 and encodes 250 amino acids. NCBI's taxonomy places the organism in Eukaryota, Metazoa, Chordata, Mammalia, Rodentia, Bathyergidae.
UCAGCCCUAUUGGGCUGGAGAUGGGAAGUGCCAGGGGAGGGGCUACUGCUCCAGUCACCACCGGGGGAAGCUGGGAGAUAAUCUGACCCCAGAGUGGGAAGAAACGACUGGAGAGCUGCGGCCAGCAGGGCGAAUCCCAGGAGGAAGAGUCACCCCUUCUCCCAGCCCGGGUCACGGUGGACUUCAGCCUGGAGCCCACCGGAAGAGGCACCGGGAGGAGGGCCAGGGCUUUCCAAUGUGCUGCAGGCAGAGGCACAGCCGGCGCCCAGGGCCAAGGAGGACACAACUUCUGUUCUCCGAGCAGGCACCGGGAGGAGGGCCAGGGCUUUCCAAUGUGCUGCAGGCAGAGGCACAGCCGGCGCCCAGGGCCAAGGAGGACACAACUUCUGUUCUCCGAGCAGCAGGAAGGGACGGCGCAGCACUGGAGACAGCAAGACAACAGCCAAAGACAAAGCAGAAGCCCGGAGGAGACCGAGAGAGGAGGCAAGGGAAGAAUCCGUCCUCGGGAUUCAGGUCAGGAAAUCGGGAGGCAGGGCCGAAUCCACAAGAGGCCUCCGGGCCCUGCUGGUCCUCCCCCAGUCCCUUUAGGUUCAAGGACAGAGCUCCGGAGGCCACCGCCGCGGAGGACAGAGCGACAGGGCUCGCGAUGCUCGUCCGGAACCCGGGCAGGGGAGGGGAGGGCUGCACCAAACUGCUGGGUGCCGAGAAUGAACAGCACGUCCCAGACUGGGCCCUGCUCACCCCACCACGGGCGGUGGCAGAGACUUCGGGAUCGACUCCGAGGCACAAAAGGGCGCAGGCCGCUCUGGAGAGCAUCGCAGCCCGGCCCGGGACCAGCGCAACGCGACCCCCCUACCCGAUUCGCACAGGCGUGGGCGGGGGUCUGGUUCGUCCCGAGCCCGUGAACUUUCUCUGCGACGCCCGUGUCGCCUUAGAAGGUCCUUUCCCGUCCACAGCCCCGGACCGAGGCCUUGCACAGUCGCCAUGA